AUGGCUGCAUCCAGUCUAACUCUCCCUCUCUUCAAUGUCUUCCAUCUCACAGUUUGUGUGCUGUACACUCAAGGAAUCGCCAACAGGGAAUGGAGAGAGUUCGGCAGAACAGAAGUCAUCGACAACACCCUCAACCCUGACUUUGUCCGCAAAUUCAUCCUGGACUAUUUCUUUGAGGAGAGACAAAAUCUACGGUUUGACCUGUAUGAUUUAGACUGCAAGAGCGACAACCUCUCUAAACAUGUGAGUGUCUCCUUUUGCUCCUCAGCUGCACAACAAUCAGCCCCACAUCCAUAAAGAUACUGUGUCGCUGUUAAAUCUGUGUGUGUCAAGAGUCAACAGAGCAUCACAGGAAUUACAGUUUAUUAUUGACUUCAGCACAAACAGAGAGAUUAUUCAGUGUAAACCUGAAAGCCGAUGGAGGAGUUCAACCAAAGUUCCAGCAGUCAAUUCACUUUGGAGGUUAAAUUCAGAGUUUGGAUUCAUGUGAUCAUGACUGCAAACCUUUAACUUCUGACCGCAGCCCUACAGGCUGAUCCUCCACCUUCAUUCACACAGACAAUGGCCUCUCGUCACUCGGUCUCCACCCUG
Messenger RNA from Cynoglossus semilaevis (tongue sole), 591 nucleotides. RefSeq names its product copine-8-like. The record is from RefSeq and is a predicted model, not a curated record. Lineage: Eukaryota; Metazoa; Chordata; Actinopteri; Pleuronectiformes; Cynoglossidae. The coding region runs from base 1 to 297 and encodes 98 amino acids. Gene Ontology annotation, cellular component: plasma membrane. Gene Ontology annotation, biological process: cellular response to calcium ion. The transcript is spliced from 4 exons. Gene Ontology annotation, molecular function: calcium-dependent phospholipid binding.